CCAGGCUUAAGCAGCUUUACUGAACCUGCGUCAGCUUAAGCUGAAAGGAAUUUCAGCAAAGCCCUCCCCGGUAGGCGUGGGCCUAAUCGAGGCUGGCCUAGUUAAGCCUGAUUCUUUUUCUUAACGUCCCUGUGUGUGUAUGUGUGUGUGAGUGAGUGGAGAGUGUGUGUGUUGUGUAACAGAACCAAGCAGUGCACUGGGGCUGCUUGCACAUGUGUGAGUGUUCUCAGGAGAGAAAAGACAGAUAGAUAUACAUAAAAAGAGGGAGAAAGAGGGAGAAGGCUAGAAGGAAAAGGCAGAGGGAAAAGAAGCAGAGCCUAGAGCAGCCAAGACCAGCUUAGAGCCAAGAUGUCUGCUUUGUUCAUGACAAGCAGCAUGGUUGGGAAGGCGCGCUCCUCAAACUUCACUCUGUCCGAGAAGCUGGACCUGCUGCGCCUGGUCCAGCCCCACAUCCGCAUUUUGGAGGAGCACACCAACAAGCACGCCGUGAUCGUGGACAAGAACCGGUGCUGGGAGAGCAUAGCCGAGCGCUACAACAGCCUGGGGGGAGAGAGGCCGCCCAGGACGGCUCAGGGGCUUCGGACCCUCUACAAGCGACUUAAGGAGAGUGCCAAACAGGAAGUGGUUCAGCGGAGCCACGCCCAGCCGGAAUACAGGGGCAGCAUCUCAGAGCCAACCAAGCGCAUCAUGGAGAUGAUCCCACAUCUGUUUCAUGCAGCAGACAAAGAGCACAACACUCUCCACAGGUUGCAGUAUAAGAUGAGCUCUCCGAUAGAGCAACCUGGCAGCAGUUCCUCUCUGCCUGCCAUGACUGAUUACACACCAGUCACCAUGGCGGUGAGGGUGGAGUCAGAAGACGUCAAACCGCCGCCUGAUCUCCAGAUGCAUGUCUCGCAUGGUUCGCCUGUUACAAUAACAACCCCACACAGUCAAGACCACACCGGACCGACAGAGAACGAGGUAGAGGAGGAAGACGAAGAAGAAGAACUCGUCUCGCACGUCUACGCGGCCUCCCUUUCUCCCUGCCCGUCGUCUGUUCACCUCCCACCGUCACCUUCAGCAGCUGCCCCGAGGCGGAAUCUCUAUCAAAGGGCAGGAGUUUCGCUCAGAAACCCCGUUUUGGAAGCAGAGUCGUUGCAGAUGAUGCGUGAAGAACAUGAGCUUCUCCUGGCCAAUCACAGGAAGCUCGGGCUGUAUCUGGAGGAGAAGAGGGAGGGACUAAAAAGAAAGCAACAGUUAGAGGAGGAGCUUCUGAGGUCAAAGGUCAAAGUGGAGAAACUGAGGGCAGCUCGACUGAGGCAUGGACUGCCACUAAUAUGACGAACACACAAAACGUAGCGCAAAGGGAAUGAAUGCUGCGGACGCAUGUCAUGAAAUGACACACAGUCUUGUGCUCCAGUUAACAGACUAUUGCCACUGUACAGUUUUUCAUACUGCUUUUUUCUUUUUACAUGAUGAACUUGUUUUUAGCAGAAAUAAAUUCAUUCCUAUGUGUCUAAGAAUACA
Molecule: messenger RNA, 1506 nt
Organism: Colossoma macropomum (tambaqui)
Lineage: Eukaryota; Metazoa; Chordata; Actinopteri; Characiformes; Serrasalmidae
Gene: fsbp
Product: fibrinogen silencer-binding protein
Exons: 2
Coding region: 349-1320 (323 amino acids)
Source: RefSeq, a predicted model, not a curated record